Messenger RNA from Staurois parvus, 441 nucleotides. The record is from the annotation of a GenBank genome assembly. Lineage: Eukaryota; Metazoa; Chordata; Amphibia; Anura; Ranidae.
GAGCUCCUGGGCCAGGAGAUGAAGAAGGAGCCUUACCAUCUGACACAGCUGUCCAAUGAAAGAGUUCUGUGCAACGAUAUCUUGGGACUGAAGCUACCCAAUGACCCCAUCCUGACUCCCAACACCGUCUGCCUGACAUUACCUGGCUUAAGUAAGCGCCAGAUGGGACUCUGUGUGAGGAACCCUGAUGUGACAGCUUCAGCCCUCCAGGGAAUUCAAAUUGCCAUCCAUGAAUGUCAACAUCAACUGAAAGGCCAGCGUUGGAACUGCUCCACUUUGGAGACGAGUGGGAAGGUUCCACAUGACAGUGUCAUCCUAAAGAGAGGUUUUCGUGAGAGUGCCUUUGCCUUUUCAUUGCUGGCUGCAGGUGUCAUGCAUUCAGUGGCUACAGCUUGUAGUCUAGGAAAGCUGCAAGGAUGUGGAUGUGAGUGGAAACGCCGG